AUGUCUGAAUCGUUUGAGAUCACUCUGCAAGAACUGUAUCGCAUAAAAUGGUACGAAACCUUCUUCCAUCUUUUGGUGGCCUGUUUAAGCUUGGCAGACCCAAUAACCGACAUUUUCACACUGGUGGGAUUCUAUCGCGCAGAUCACGUGACAUGGUUUAGUGUGGGUCUUGUAUUUGUUAUUUUGCCCUGCCUGUUUUAUCCACUUUCGCACUACUUUUCCGCGGAGAGUGUUGCUCAAAGAAACAUGGAUGCAGCUUUGAGUCUGAAUACCUUGAAAUCAGUAAAGACAAAGCAUUUACGUGUACUUUUUCGUCUGCACCCCUUUGCCCCCUUCUUGACAAAACUACAAACAUUUUGGAUGUGCCUACGGCACUAUGACGACAUAUGGAAAAGAUCAAGCCAGUACCAUAAAACAGAGCUGCCAACUCGACCAGAGUGGGCCACUGAAAAGACGGACGCUCUACUCCUUCAGAAUAAGAUAGACACACUUUUUGAGGCCCUUCUGGAAUCAGCGCCACAGAUCUUAAUCCAGCUCUUCGCCAUAGGCGUUCAAGAGGAACCAGUGCAGAAUAUUCAAAUGAUCUCUUUACCGCUAUCAUUCCUGAGCUUAUCGCUGUCUUUUUCAACUCUUGAUAAAAUGCUACAUGACGAUGAAAUCGGUGUCCUGGACCUGAAACACGACGUUUUACUCUUUGUAACUGAGUUACUCAUUUUGAUUGGUCGACUGUUUGCUAUCGCUUUCUUUAUCGUUAGUUACAAAUGGUGGGUUUGUAUUGUGAUAUUUUUACACGCCAUUAUAUUGAUGGUAAUCGACAUCUUGUAUUGUUACCAAACUGGCAAUUUAAAACGUGAAGCAGCAUUAGUAGCUCCUUGUUUCUCAUUACUCAAUUGGCUUAGAGACGAUAUGUCUUUAGGUUUGUACGUGGAUGCCUCGGCCAGUGCCAAUAGAAACACUCGUAAACAUUUUAUAAAUAUGCAGAAUUUGUGUAAUAUCUUAUUUGUCCUAGAAAACCUCUCAAUGAUAUCACUAUUCUUUUUAAAGGAACGCUUUCACAACUGGUACUCCCUACCUCUUCUUAUAUGCGUCAGUUUAUUUAGUUACCUUGGCGCUACGUUAAGAUAUUUCCAUUUAAGGGAUUUGCGACAUAAUUAUGAGCCCUACACCACCAAUGAGGUUCGUUCCGCUCAACAGGCAGGUCAGUUUCAAAGAGUGACGUUUGUUUAG
Messenger RNA from Porites lobata, 1227 nucleotides. The record is from the annotation of a GenBank genome assembly. Lineage: Eukaryota; Metazoa; Cnidaria; Anthozoa; Scleractinia; Poritidae.